AUGUUGCACUGGCUAAGGAAUGUAGCUGUUUUUAGUGUAUUCAAUUGGAAACGUCAAGGUGUUCAGGAUGUUCCACCAGAUAUUGAAAUGACGGAUUAUAGAAGAAUUCCAAAUACAGAUAGUGAGAACCCUUCAGACCUAAAUGAUGAUGAGAGCAUUAAUGUGCAACCCAUUGCCGAUUUGGAUUUCUUCUUUGAAAGAAUUUACAGCUAUUACUGUGAGAAAGGGCUGUGGUGCAUCAUCCUAAGAUGGAUUUCUGAACUUCUGAGUUUAGGGUUCAUCAUAUGCUUUUCAGGAUUUAUCCUUUUAUAUGUUGACUGGAAUGGGCUCCGUAAUGCCAAGUGUGGGAUGGCUGCAGUCGAAUCUGGAGUUGAACCUUGUGAUCUUGCUAAAGAAGCUAUUCAUCAACACCCUUUAACCCCAUUAACGAUACUCAGAGCUAUUUUUGUCGGAUACCUAGGAGUAUUUUUUGUCUAUUGGAUAUUUUGCUUAUUGAAGUUCUUCCUUCAAUUGAAGGAUACACUGAAAAUCCGUCUGUUUUACUACAACAGUCUCAAUGUAACAGAUCAUGAAAUUCAAACCAUGUCCUGGGCUACCAUUCUUGAAAAGAUUGUUCAUUUGCAAAACUUACAAAGACUCUGUGUGGUAAAGAAUCUUUCUGCUCAUGACAUUGUGAUGAGGUUGAUGCGAAAAGAGAACUAUUUGAUUGGGAUGGUCAACAAGGGUGUGCUUACUUUCCCCAUUUCUAAAUGGGUUCCAGGUGCUGGAUCAACAGUGAAAUAUGGUACUGAUGGAACAGAAUAUCGUCUAAUACUACCCAGAACGCUUGAGUUGGCUUUACAUUGGUGCAUCCUGCAAAGCAUGUUUGACCGAAAUUUUUGUGUCAGAAUGAAUUUUUUGUCAGAUUCAAAGACACUAAAGAGAAGGCUUAUGGUAGUUGGGAGUGCAAUGUUGUUGCUUUCUCCAUUUCUUAUGAUAUUCAUGCUGUCACAUCUCUUUCUGAGGUAUGCUGAGCAAUUUUAUAAUCAACCAAGCAUAAUAUCAUCCCGAAGAUGGUCAAAUUUGUCACAAUGGGUCUUUAGGGAGUUCAAUGAGGUGGAUCAUUUGUUCAAGCAUCGGAUUAAUAGUGGUGUAUCUCAUGCUUCUAUCUAUAUGAAGCAAUUCCCUUCACCAAUCAAAGCUAUCAUUGCAAAAUUCAUCUCAUUCGUAUCGGGUGGCUUUGUUGCGAUUCUGAUCAUCCUUGCUUUUUUAGAAGAGUCUCUGCUGGAGGGUCAUAUACUAGGUCGGAACUUGUUAUGGUAUGCUGCUAUUUUUGGAGCUAUAACUGCUCUUAAACGGGUUGCAUUUACAGAAAAUGAGGUUUUAGUCACUGAUCCCGAAGGAGCAAUGUCAAUGGUAGUUGACCAUACACAUUAUAUGCCAAAGAGAUGGCGGGGCAAAGAAAGUACUGAAAUGGUCCGUAAUGAGUUUGGAACCUUAUUCCAGUAUAGUGGGAUGAUGUUACUUGAGGAGAUGGCUUCAAUUUUGGUUACUCCAUUCUUGCUUUUGUUUGUGGUCCCAAAGCGGGUUGAUGAUAUCCUGCAGUUUAUUGAAAAUUUUACUGUAUAUGUUGAAGGUGUUGGUGAUGUUUGCAGCUUUAGUGUCUUCAAUUUUCAAGAAUAUGGAAACAGCAGCUAUGGUUCUCCAUUUAAUGUGCCUCGUAGCCAGAGAAGUUCCCAAGGGAAGUUGGAGAAAUCAUUCUUGAGCUUCCAUUGUAGUUACCCUUUUUGGGAACCAAAUGCUAAAGGAAAGCAGUUUCUACAAAAUCUGAGAACAUUCAGAGACAAAAAAUUAGCAGACCAUGUAAAAAGACAUGGAUUUGUUCCCCUCAAACCAUGGAGAGAUCACACUAACAUGAGAAGCUAUACAGACAGAAACAGUUUUACAUCCAGGGAAAUGUCACAUGGUACUUUUGUGACCGGCAAUCACUUGGGUUCAUUGUUGGUAACUGAAUCCAGCAGUCGAGACAAUAAUCCCUAUCUUCUAGAUUGGUACUACAUUUCCCAACCUCGUUAUGCAACUCCUAGACAUGUUUCAACAAAUCGUUUUGAAGCAACUCAGCAUCAUUCCCCAGAUAGGAUGCUUCCCAUCUUGGAAGAAAAUGAACAUGAGUAUGACGAACAAAUGAACAAGUUUUGCAAUGAACGUGCUGAUUCCUAUCUGGGUGCUUCCACAUCGUCUUUCCUCUUCUGGGAAAGCCUAAUCGAGGAUCCACAUUCCAUUGAUUUGCCUCGCACUAUCAAGAGUCGUUGGUGGGAGAGAAGUCAACCUCGGAAUGAAGAUAGUCAGAUAAGCUUUCUGGAACCACCAGAUUUCAAUCACCAAAGAACAUGUAAUUACCACGAUAGAUUUUCCAACAGAGGGUCAGAAGAUCAAGAUCAGAAAAACUUGUGUCAGGGUCGACAUGAUUCUACAAGUUUUUUGGAGCCACAAGAUUUCAAUCACCAAACAACAUGCUAUUAUCAUGAUAAAUUUUCUGAUAAGGGAUCAGAAGAUCAUGAUGAGGAGCAAUACCUGUACGGGGGUGAUUAUCACGAGCUACCUAAUAUGGCAUAAGCAGAUAAUUUAAAUGCAGGAGAAUUGAAUCUUCAUUUUGGUGAGUCUUCCCUCAAAAAAUCCCACUGUAAAUUAAAGCCUGCAGCCAGCCUUGAGUAAUGACAUUACCCUUCAUUGUUUUGUUUUAGCCUGUUUCUUGUUUCUGGAAUGCAAGAGUUCCCAUGUCUAAUCAUGAUUUUCAUUUCUGCAUUAUUUGUGUGGAA
Molecule: messenger RNA, 2798 nt
Organism: Vigna angularis (adzuki bean)
Lineage: Eukaryota; Viridiplantae; Streptophyta; Magnoliopsida; Fabales; Fabaceae
Product: autophagy-related protein 9
Exons: 9
Coding region: 1-2595 (864 amino acids)
Biological process (GO): protein localization to phagophore assembly site; autophagy of mitochondrion
Cellular component (GO): autophagosome; phagophore assembly site
Source: RefSeq, a predicted model, not a curated record